Molecule: messenger RNA, 1472 nt
Organism: Opisthocomus hoazin
Lineage: Eukaryota; Metazoa; Chordata; Aves; Opisthocomiformes; Opisthocomidae
Source: RefSeq, a predicted model, not a curated record
AUGGCGCACAUCACCAUAAAUCAGUAUCUGCAGCAAAUGCAAGAAGCCAUUGACAGCAGAGAUGGACAAUUUUGUGCAGAAUUGGUGUCAUUUAAACAUCCACAUGUUGCAAACCCAAGGCUACAGCUUCCAUCUCCAGAGGAGAAAUGUCAGCAAGUUUUGGAACCACCAUAUGAUGAAAUGUUUGCGGCCCACUUAAGGUGUACUUAUGCUGUUGGAAACCAUGACUUUAUAGAGGCGUACAAAUGCCAAACAGUUAUUGUCCAAUCUUUCCUGCGAGCGUUUCAGGCACAUAAAGAGGAAAACUGGGCUUUACCUAUUAUGUAUGCUGUAGCCCUCGAUCUUCGAAUUUUUGCAAAUAAUGCAGAUCAACAGCUAGUGAAGAAAGGGAAAAGCAAAGUUGGCGACAUGUUGGAAAAAGCAGCAGAACUGCUGAUGAGCUGUUUUCGAGUCUGUGCCAGUGACACUCGAGCAGGCAUUGAAGAUUCCAAAAAGUGGGGCAUGCUGUUUCUUGUGAAUCAGCUGUUUAAAAUUUAUUUUAAGAUCAACAAGCUCCAUCUAUGUAAGCCCUUAAUUAGAGCAAUUGACAGCUCAAAUCUGAAGGAUGAUUAUAGUAUGGCACAGCGAGUUACGUACAGAUACUAUGUUGGACGCAAAGCCAUGUUUGACAGUGACUUCAAGCAAGCUGAAGAGUAUCUGUCAUUUGCCUUUGAGCACUGUCACCGCUCGAGCCAGAAGAACAAAAGAAUGAUUUUGAUCUACCUGCUGCCAGUGAAAAUGUUGUUGGGCCACAUGCCAACAGUUCAGCUCUUAAAAAAGUAUGACCUUAUGCAGUUUGCUGAAGUAACAAAGGCUGUGAGUGAAGGCAAUCUUCUCCUACUGAAUGACGCUCUGACAAAGCAUGAGACUUUCUUUAUUCGAUGUGGAAUCUUUCUUAUCCUUGAGAAGCUGAAAAUCAUCACGUACAGAAAUCUCUUUAAGAAAGUAUACUUACUACUCAAAACCCAUCAGCUAUCUCUAGAUGCCUUUCUGUUUGCCCUGAAAUUCAUGCAAGUAGACGAUGUUGAUAUUGAUGAAGUCCAGUGCAUUUUAGCUAACCUUAUAUAUAUGGGUCACAUUAAAGGCUAUAUAUCUCAUCAGCAUCAAAAGCUUGUGGUCAGUAAGCAGAACCCAUUUCCUCCGCUGUCAACAGUGUGCUGAGCGUUGCAUCUUAUCUGUGCAAGCACUUUUCAGAUACUCCGCUUGCCCAGCGGGGCUGCUCCUAAUCACCCUGAGGACACUGUAAAUGAUGUGGUGCGUGGCCAGGACUGGAAUUCCAGGAACUGUUUGUGGCUCCUUUCCCAGAAUGACCAAGGCUGUGCCAGUGUUACAGAGCGCGUUGGAACGAAAUGCUAACUUUUCAGUGAUAGUUUCCGCAGGCUUUCUAGAUCAUUCAAAGUAUUUAAUGACGAAAUAAAGUAAAGCAUUCCAAA